AUGUCAGACGUCCAGAGAGGGUCUGGAGGGGGUGCUUUUCCCUUCGAAGUGGCAACCAAGAAAUGUGGCCAGGCGGAGCAAUGGAGCGCAGCCCUGCAGAUGCUCCGCGACGGAAUCCGAUCAGGUGGCAAAGUCCUCCGGGGCCAGUACAUUGCAACUGUGAGCGCAUGCAGAAAAGGCGGGCAAUGGCAACGGGCACUGGUGCUGCUCAGCGAGAUGGGGGAGUCGAAAUUGGAGCCCGAUGUCAUCAGCUAUAACGCUGGGAUCAGCGCAUGCGAGAAGGGCGGGCAGUGGCAGCGGGCUUUGGCGCUGCUCAGCGAGAUGCGGGACUCGAAGGUGGACCCAUGCAGUCAGCUUUAA
Prorocentrum cordatum is the source of this 360-nucleotide messenger RNA. Lineage: Eukaryota; Dinophyceae; Prorocentrales; Prorocentraceae. The record is from the annotation of a GenBank genome assembly.